Messenger RNA from Eupeodes corollae, 1860 nucleotides. RefSeq names its product leucine-rich repeat-containing protein 15-like. The record is from RefSeq and is a predicted model, not a curated record. The coding region runs from base 73 to 1704 and encodes 543 amino acids. NCBI's taxonomy places the organism in Eukaryota, Metazoa, Arthropoda, Insecta, Diptera, Syrphidae. Gene Ontology annotation, molecular function: protein binding. The transcript has 3 exons.
ACCACCUUAGAAUCAACAUCUUACUGCCACUACACGCACGGCACAAUUUGAAUCUCAUUUUCUAUAAGAAGAAUGGCAGCUUUUUCGCUGUCAAAGUUUGUUUGGGUUUUAUUUUAUAUUCUAAACCCGUUUGUAAAAGCACAAAAUUGUCAAUCAAAUGAAAAUGUAGGCAGUGUAAUUUGUACUAAUUUAGCCUCACUGGCAGAUCUUUCUAAAGAAAUGAAACCUGAAUGGAAAGAUGUAACAAUAGUUAACAAUAUUGGAGAUACCUUUUUUGUCAGAGAACAUGAAGCAAAAUACUUGAAUGUAAUUGAGAAACUUGAUCUUUCCGGUGCUGGUAACAUAAUCGCUUCCGAUCAUGGAUUUAAGGAUCUGAGAUCGUUACAAAGUUUGAAUAUAUCUGGAACGCAGUGGUCUAUUCUAAAAAUAAGUUACUUCAAUCCACGCAGUACACUCCAGUUCUUAGAUGCUAGCCAUAACCAGUUCAACAUGAUCGAACGUUCUUCAUUAGAUACUUUAACGAAUCUGCGAUCGUUGAAUUUAUCACACAAUCAUUUGGAAACCUUACAGCAGAAUACAUUCCAAGCGCUUCAACAAUUGGAGUAUUUGAAUUUGAACAACAACCUUCUGAAAACAAUCUCGUUGGGUGAAGUCACAAAGUUGGAACAUUUAACUAUCAAUGACAAUUUAAUUGAAGUGAUACCAUCAAACAGCUUUUCAAAGUUGGGACAACUUAAAGUACUUAGUAUUGCUUCGAAUCCUCUAAGAAAAAUUGAAGAUCGUGCAUUCCAGGGCUUGUCUAACUUGAAGGCCUUGAAUUUGUCCAGAAACAGCAUCGAAUCAUUAACUUCAAACAUUUUUGUAGGAUUUACUCGAGUUAAACUAACACAGUUGGACUUGAGCCAGAAUAACAUCGUCAGCUUUUCAGGACAACCAUUUCAGCAUUUAAGUCUUCUGCAAAACCUAAAUCUUUCUGGUAAUUCCUUGAAAACUCUUGACUCGACUUCGUUUUCUGGACUUCGAUCACUUCGAAAGCUCUAUUUGUGCGAUAACAAUAUCGAAACAAUUGGUGAGAAUACAUUCUCUUCCCUACUUAGCUUGGAUACCAUUGAAUUAACUGGAAACAGCUUGAUAACUUUGAAUAAAAAUGUUUUUGCUGAAUCCAUGCCACGGCUGAGGAAACUUCUGCUCAAUAAAAACAACCUCAAGACAUUAGCCUACAACACAUUUUCGGGUCUCAGUAGCAUUGAUUAUUUAAGUUUGGGACAUAAUUCCCAUGACAAAUUAGACUCUCGAAUGUUUACACCCUUGAAAAAGCUGAAGAAACUUCACCUCGGAAACAAUUAUAUCGAAGAAAUUCCUGCUGAUGUUCUUGAGGGUUUCAAUGAUCUCACAGAGUUACUUAUCGAUCACAAUAAACUUUCAUUUUUGCCAGAAGUUAAUGCUACAUUUCCAUAUCUCAAAAAGAUAUCUAUUGAAGGUAACCCAUGGCAGUGUCCAUGUCUGGAUUGGAUAGUUGGGUUUUUGGAGGCAAGACGAAUUGAGUAUCAGCGCAAUAAUGGAUAUUACGAUGGAAGGAAACCACUUUGUGUAGUGACACCAAUAAAAGCUUGUGUUCGAGAUUUAAAAAUAACUCAAGAAUAUGGAAUUUCAGACAUUUACGAUAAAAUGGUUGGUUCGAAUGAGAACGAGGAUGAAGAAUAAAAUAAUUAUAUUAAAUACUAAUUACUUGAUAAGUGCUCAAUGAUAUUUCUAUUUUAAGAGACUGAUAAGCUGAUAAGCUUUAUUCGAAAUUAAUUUAAUAAUUUUUAUAUAGUACACUUUAUGCAAUUAUUAAAACAAAAUUGAUGUUUAAGAUAA